AUGUCUCUAGCCGCUCUUAAAAACCUCUUCUUUUAUCAGACACUCAUUCCUAAAUCACCUCAAUUAAAUAGGGAACGAGGAGUACCAAAAUUCGAUUUUAGCACUGCAUCUACACAGCCUCUCCUAUCAUCAAAUGGCAACAUCAACCCAAACUCAGCAGCAUCCACUGAGAGGAACCACGAUGAUGAUGAUGAAAGUACAUUAGAUUUAGAAUCUCAAGACUCAAGAUCGGAGAAGUCGUCUCAGAGGAAAGGAUGGAGAAUUGACGCGAGAGUUAUUUCGGAUGCGACGAUUGGUCUGAGUGAUGGAUUGACGGUACCAUUUGCCUUGACGGCGGGUUUAUCGGCUUUGGGUAGUACGAAGGUGGUUGUUUAUGGAGGGAUCGCUGAAUUGUUCGCGGGGGCUAUUUCAAUGGGUUUGGGUGGAUAUCUUGGUGCUAAUAGUGAACUUGCAUCAUAUCAUGCCAUACGAGACGAGACCAUAGAGAAAAUAUCCACCGAUCCUCAAGCAGUUAUUUCCGACCUCGUCGAAGUAUUCAAACCUUACAAUCUCCCCAAACACACUCUCGAAGAUGUUACUAAUCAUCUCUCCCAAUCCCCGCAACUCGUUGACUUUGUAAUGCAAUUCCAACACUGCCAAGAGGAACCUGCCGCAUCUCGCGCUCUACAAUCCGCUUCUACAAUUGCGGCUGGAUAUUUCCUCGGGGGUUUAUUACCUUUAUUACCUUACUUUUUCGUAAGCCAUGUUUAUGAGGGAUUAUUAAUCUCGAUUGGGAUAAUGGUCAUCACAUUAUACAUUUUCGGAUAUGUGAAGACGGCUGCGGUAAUAGGAUUUAGGGGGUGGAAAUGCAUCCGAGAAGCUUGUUUUGGUGGGAUUCAAAUGGUCGUAGUGGGGAGUUUGGCGGCGGCGGUGGCGAUGGGACUGGUGAAGUUAUUCAAUCAUUAUGAGGAUGCUGGGGUGGGUUUUUGA
Messenger RNA from Sclerotinia borealis F-4128, 969 nucleotides. NCBI's taxonomy places the organism in Eukaryota, Fungi, Ascomycota, Leotiomycetes, Helotiales, Sclerotiniaceae. The record is from the annotation of a GenBank genome assembly.